Platichthys flesus (European flounder) is the source of this 997-nucleotide messenger RNA. Its product is annotated as putative defense protein Hdd11. The transcript is spliced from 5 exons. NCBI's taxonomy places the organism in Eukaryota, Metazoa, Chordata, Actinopteri, Pleuronectiformes, Pleuronectidae. Gene Ontology annotation, molecular function: oxidoreductase activity, acting on metal ions. The record is from RefSeq and is a predicted model, not a curated record. Bases 9 to 602 code for a protein of 197 amino acids.
UCAGGCUGAUGGAGCUGCGCUGCCUCUCGGCCUUCUUGGCACUUCACGUGCUGUGUUGUAUCGAUGCCUAUCCCAGCGGUGCACCUACAGGCGCCUGCGUGGACAUGAUACCUCGACACUCCGGGGUGCUGCCGCAGCCUUCACCGGCUCCCUACUCUGUUCUCACCAACGCCAUCAGUUACCAGCCGGGGAAUCCCAUCACAGUGACGAUCACUGGACCAGAAUACAGAGGUGUGCUUCUGGAGGCUCGGACAAGCGGCAGCACCAACGCCCUGGGGACCUGGAAUCUUCCUCCUCCAGACACCAGGUUUCUUGAGUGCAACGGGGCACCACAGGGGGCUGUUACUCAUUCCAACACCAACCUGAAGGGCAACACCACCGUAUACACAUGGAUCCCACCCAAGUUAACCGGCCCUGUCUAUUUCAUGGCCACCAUAGCUCAGCAGCGGACGGUCUUCUGGAUUAAUGUGAGGUCCAGCACUCUGACCAGCGGGAAGCCAGGAGGUCUCAGCUUUGCAGCGGGUGCAGGUGCCGGACGGGCUGAAGAAAAGCCUCUGCUCCUCCUCGUGUUGGGUUUUCUAAUGUUCCAAGUGCUGGCGUGAACACGAUGUGAAAAGGAAAAACAAGGCAAUCUAUAACUGCUGCAGUGUGUUACAAAUCACAGAAUCUAUUGUUAUAAAAUCAUCAAUUUGAAGUCGUCUGGCCUCACGUCUCGUUACUGCACAUUUUAAACGUACCCCAGUUAGAAAAUGUGUCAUCGAGGCUCGUCCGUGGCUUUUAUGGUGCGUGUUCUGUCAUUUUUCAUACGUAACAAAAAUACGUGGACGCCCGCUAAGAGACGAACUGGGACACUUUUACAGACCUGAACCGCCAUUUAAAUAAUUCUAGCCCUAUCUUUGGAAAACAUGAAACGUUUCUGAGCGUCAGGUACAGGCAGAAAAGUGGCGAGAAAAGUCCACCACUAUAUUUAACACUUUACGUCAGCAUAGCGAUGUUG